CGCGCCAAAUUGGAAAUCACCCUGGUAAAAGAAAAACCCUAAAACGGGUUCUCGUUGAAACAUCAAAAUCCAAUCAUUUGAAUUAUUUUACUUAUUUUAGUUUUAAAUUUAUUUUAUUCUUCGUAUUUGUUUUCUUCUGUUUAACCAUCUCUUUGAUGAAUUUUGGGAUCUUUCUGUAAUUGAAAAUCAGUGAUUGAUAGGAAGAAACCCAAAAUCUUGAUUUUUAGCCGGCUAAUCUUUAUCAGUUAAUUCAUGAUUUUAGCCGGCUAAUCAAUCAGAUAAACUGUGUAUAUUUAGUCGUCUUGAUUGGUUGGUAAGAGUGAGUGAUAGAAUUUGAGAGAGUGAUGGAUGAUUCGAUGAAUUCUCACCGCGACGAAGAAGCUCCGUUGGUUGUUUCUGAUGGGAAGAAGACGAAUUCAUCAUUGAAGAAUCAUACAAGAGAUGUACAUAUUUUGAGUUCUUCUUUCUUGUUGAUUUUCCUGGCUUAUGGAGCUGCUCAGAAUCUCCAGAGUACUGUUAAUACUGCGCAAGAUUUGGGGACUACAACAUUGGGGAUUUUGUAUGUAUCGUUUACUUUUUUCUCGUUAUUUGCAUCCACUACAGUUAGGAUGUUGGGGUCGUCGAAGAAUGCUUUGAUUCUGGGUAGUACUGGAUAUUGGUUAUAUGUGGCUGCCAAUUUGAUACCGUCUUGGUACUCAAUGGUUCCUGCAGCUUUAUACCUUGGUUUCUGUGCUUCAAUUAUCUGGGUUGGAGAGGGAACUUAUCUCACUUCUACUGCACGAAGCCAUGCCAAAGAUUACCAGUUGCAUGAAGGAACGAUCAUUGGAAGCUUCAAUGGAGUAUUUUUUGGAUACUUUGCAAGUCACCAGUUUGUUGGAAAUCUGAUCUCGCUAGCUUUGUUGAAAGAUGGCGAGGAAGGAACUACAAGUGGAACUACCUUAUUGUUUGUAGUCUUCCUCGGAUUUUUGACAUUAGGUUCCAUACUGCUGUGCUUCUUGAACAAAAGAGACAAUGAAGGACUAGAUCUCUUAACACCAAAAGCUUCUCCCAGUUUCUGUGAAUCUGUGUUUUUUCUCUGGGAUCUGGUUGUGGCUCCUUUACUUGACAAGAGAAUGCUGUUAAUUAUCCCACUAAUUGCGUAUUCAGGCUUACAACAAGCUUUCGUGUGGGCUGAGUUCACUAAGGAGAUUGUCAAACCAGCACUAGGUGUGUCAGGUGUGGGCGGUUCAAUGGCAUUGUAUGGAGUUUUUGGUGCAAUUAGUUCAUUGGUUGCUGGGAGAUUCACAUCGGGUCUCUCCUCAAUUACACUGAUUACUGCAUCUGGAGCUUUUGUUCAGCUUGUUGUCCUUUUAUGGAUUCUGUUGGGUUACAGUGCUUCUUCUGGUUUUCUUGGUUAUGUUUACCCACUUCUUAUGGCAGCCAUGUUGGGAGUUGGAGACUCAGUAUUCAAUACACAGCUGAAUGCAUUGCUUGGAAUCCUUUUCAAAAAUGACACGGAAGGUGCAUUUGCUCAGCUCAAAGUCUGGCAGAGCGCAUCAAUUGCAGUCGUGUUCUUCUUGUAUCCGCACAUCACAUUGCAGGCAAUGAUAAUUAUUAUGAUAGCUGCUCUUAUCCUCGCCGUGGUUUGUUUUCUCUUUCUCACUCUGCAUUUAGAGAAAGCUUUUUCAUCAUCUCGGUCUUUGUCUUAGUAUCUCGAUAACAUAAUGCUUCAAUGCCAAAAAAAAGUGUGUUGUCAUGUGCGUCACUAAGAAGAAUCUUUUUAUGUUUUUAUCCUUCGAGAUUCAAGUGGCUGUGUUUCCUUGUUCUGUCAUGUAAGAAAACAAAUCAAAACCAGAAAAACAAGAAAAGAAAGAAUUGUUUUGUUUGCC
Papaver somniferum (opium poppy) is the source of this 1868-nucleotide messenger RNA. Its product is annotated as UNC93-like protein 3. NCBI's taxonomy places the organism in Eukaryota, Viridiplantae, Streptophyta, Magnoliopsida, Ranunculales, Papaveraceae. The record is from RefSeq and is a predicted model, not a curated record. The transcript is spliced from 10 exons. Bases 345 to 1688 code for a protein of 447 amino acids. Gene Ontology annotation, biological process: potassium ion homeostasis.